Messenger RNA from Cynoglossus semilaevis (tongue sole), 1213 nucleotides. Its product is annotated as transmembrane protein 238-like. The record is from RefSeq and is a predicted model, not a curated record. The coding region runs from base 290 to 997 and encodes 235 amino acids. The transcript has a single exon. NCBI's taxonomy places the organism in Eukaryota, Metazoa, Chordata, Actinopteri, Pleuronectiformes, Cynoglossidae.
GAUAGAUAGAUAGAUAGAUAGAUAGAUAGAUAGAUAGAUAGAUAGAUAGAUUGCCUCUCAUUGCCAACUUUGUUUAGUUGGACAAUAUGCUGCUUUGCGUUUCGUUUAUUUAUUCCAUCGGCACCCUAAAAAGAGUAAAGAAGAACCUAAAAAGCUGUGUAAAAAGGAGUGGACAAACACAAGUGGUAUACCUAUUCCAUGAGGUAAAGGGCGCAGUCUCUCUCUCUCUCUCUCCCUCUAUUUGUUCUCAGCUCUCUCUCUCUCCCUCUCUCUAUUUGUUUACGUCCGUAUGUGUGCGUGCGUGUGCCCUCUCUCUCUCUCUCUCUUCCCAUCUCCCUCCCUCUUUUCCCCCCUCUCUCCCUCCCCCUCUCGCUUUACAGGUGCGCACACCAGUGUGAUGCAUCAUCAUUUCUGGCACACACGCCCUGCCCUCCAUGUCAUCGGGAUGGACGUGUUAAAGCGGAUGGGAGGCUGCCUCUUACUUUUGCUCGUUGCCAUCAUUUUUGAUAUCAUCGGUGUCGUCGUGCUCUUCGUUGGGAUUUUCGCGAACCUGCGCAUUGACGGACAGUUUUACGGCGACUUCUUGAUCUACACGGGCUCCCUGGUGGUUUUCCUAAGCCUCUUCCUUUGGCUGCUGUGGUACGUUGCCAACAUCCAGGUGCCCGACCGCUACUUUAACCCGUAUGACAAGAACAGCGUGGUGGAGCGACUGGCGAGGUCCAUGUCCAGAAAGAUGAGCCAGAAACCUGGAACGGUGAAACGCGUCAAACGCGCAGAGAACGGCGACGAGUCUAUGAAGACUCCCGCGCACAAGGCCAGCAGGGUGACAUGGGGCAGAAAUUCGGCCUUCCAUAACGAGGGCUUUUGCGGCGAUGACGGUUGCAAAGAUUAUGAAGGAGAAUCAGUGGACUCCCCCACUCUGGAAAAGAAAUUGGCGAAAAUGGAGAGCGAAAAGGGAUACCAGGAUUUGCCGCCCAAUCACGUUGUUGAUGAGUGAGAUCUAAAAAAAAAAAAAAAGUUUUGUUUUUUUUUUUAGAAGAAAAAACAAUAAGGAAGUUCUGCAGCAGUAGCGUCCAGACAGGGCCGUAUCCAAGUCUAAAGGUCCUUUAAGCACUUUGUAAAUAUUUUCUUACUUUAUCAACUAUGAUCAAUAAGCAAUGCUCUAAGCAUGUUUUUUUUUCUCCCCCAAAUAAAAAUAUAUAUUUAUGAAGAA